This is a messenger RNA of Phaethon lepturus (White-tailed tropicbird), 4103 nucleotides long. Its product is annotated as nesprin-2-like. Lineage: Eukaryota; Metazoa; Chordata; Aves; Phaethontiformes; Phaethontidae. The record is from RefSeq and is a predicted model, not a curated record. The annotation marks the transcript as partial. The transcript is spliced from 25 exons.
AAAACUGAUGCCUGUGCGUUGGAGCUGCAAAACUUAGAAAAUCAAGUAGCAAAACUGAGAGGCCAUGGGGAAAGAUUUCAGUUACCUAUCACCUUAAUCCAGGAAGCUUAUAAAUUAGAGGAUGUUUUGGAUGACAUGUGGGGCAUUCUGAAAACAAAGUAUGAGGAACUGAACUCUCCUUCCAUCAGUGAAAACCAGUAUGAGGACUUACUUCAUGGAUUUGCAGAGCUGGUAGCUAUUGGACGAGAGAAGAUUGCACAAGAUCCAAAGCAGCUAACAAAAAGCAGAGCAGCUCUACAGUCUCACCUAGAAAAUCACAAGGACUUUUUCCACAGCCUCAUGACCCACAUGGCUUGCAUGCAAGCAUUUUCUAAGAAAGUGACUCCCUCCAUCCUACAAAAGAGAGAGGAAUUCUGGAGAGAGCUGGUGAAUGAAGUCAAGCUGCUGGAACAGAAGGCCUGCCAAUAUGGUAUACACUUACAGAGCCUGUUAAAGGAAUGGAUGGAAUUUGAUGAUGAAUGCCUAGUUUUCAAUAAGGAGUUAGAGACACUUGCCUCUACAUUGCCUUCUGUGAAUUUGGUUGAAGAAACAGAAGAAAGAUUAAUGGAAAGGAUUGCACUUCUACAGCAAAUCAAAAGCAGUGUUGAUGAAAAGCAUGCCAGGCUGUACCAGAUGGUGAAAGAAGGGAAGAAAUUGCUGACUGCUGUGAGCUGUCCAGAAAUAAGAAGCCAGAUUGGGAAGCUGGAAGAGCAGUGGUUGUCUUUAACCAAAAAAGUUGGCCAUGAACUACACCGACUUCAGACAUUGCUCAAACUCUUGGUCAGCUACAACAGAGACUCAGAGGAAUUAAUGAAAUGGCUGGAUUCUGCUCAGCAGAGAAUGAAUUUUUGGAAGGAGCAGUCUCUCACCGUGUCACAAGAUCUUCCCACCAUUAGGGAUAACAUCAACAGCUUGUUUACAUUCUCUAAGGAAGUUGAUGAAAAAUCUUCCCUGAAGGCGUCAGUGGUGAGCACUGCCAACCAGCUAUUUCAUGUGAAGCAAGCUGACACUACAGCACUUAGGUCAUCUUUGGCAAAGUUUGAGCAAAAAUGGGGAGAACUGAUUACACAGCUCCCAGCCGUCCAAGAAAAGCUUCACCAGCUUCAGAUGGAAAAGCUUUCAUCACGGGAAGCUAUUGCUGAACUAAUGACCUGGCUGAACCAUGUGGAACAACAGCAGGAACAUGAGGAGCCAAUAAAUUCACAACGUAGUGCUGCCCAAGUCAGAAGCCUCCUUCAGAAGUACAAGGAAUACAUGAUGGAACUGAACUUUAAACAGUGGAUGGUAGAUUUUGUUAACCAGUCACUCUUGCAGAUGAGCACUUGUGAUGUGGAAAGCAAGCGGUAUGAAAGGACAGAAUUUGCCGAGUGUCUCGGGGAGAUGAACUUGCGGUGGCACAGGCUGCAGGCAUCUCUGAACAGAAAGAUACAAGACCUGCAACACAUUUUGGAGGAUAUUACUGAAAAUGAGAACAAAGCACAGACUUUACGCAACUGGCUGGAAGCUCAGAGUGAUCGACUGAGAUCUUUACAAACCCCAGCAAGUCUGAUCUCUGCGCAGAACACAUUAGAUGAUUGCAAGGAACUAGAAAAUCAACUCACAACUAAAUCCAGAACUCUUGAUGAACUCAAACAGAGUUUGGCUUUGAAUGGUAGUGCAGAACAAACCCCAGAAGCUCAGUCUCUCAGGAUAACUGAGCUGUGUGACAUGGUGGACAGCAUUGUAAGCCAGGUUGCACAGUUUAAGACCUCAAUGCAGUCAGUACUGGAGCAGUGGAGAGUAUAUGAUGAAGUUUAUGCAGAAGUCAGCUUGAUGACAACAAGAUAUUUGUACUGUAUAGAACAGUGCAAAUCUUCUGUGGUGACAUUGGAAGCUUUGGAAAACCAGGUCAAAACUCUCCAGUCACUUCAAGAUGAAUUGGAGAACAGUGAAGAAAGUUGUGCCAAGCUCCAGGCUGCUGCCAGAAACCUGAAGAAGAACUGCUCCCCGUCCUUUGCAGAGAUUAUUGAACAGAAGUGCACGGAAGCACACACUAGGUGGAACUCAGUAAAUGAAGACAUCACAGAUCAACUGCGGGCAGCGCAAGCAACCCUGCAGCUUUGGGAGCCCUACAAUACUUUAUGCACUGAGACAGCAGCCAAGUUGCAACAGCACAAAGAGCAGUGCACUCAGCUCUUGGAUGCUCACAUGCCUGAGGACAACAUAGAAACCCUGACGCAGAGGAUACGGGAUGUAAAGAAUUUACAGCAUGGCCUUCAAAACAUAGCAGGAUGCCGUACCCAGAUUUCUUUGCUGGCUGAUCGGAUAAAAAAACAGUCUGGGACAGAUGCAGAAGCCUUUCUGUUGGAGAAGCUGCAGCCACUCCAGAGAGCAUCCUAUUUGGAAAAGAUGUUGCAGAGGAAGUUAGAUGAAUUGGAGUUCAAUCUUUUACAACUGGAGGAUUUCAAGAACUGUGUUGAAACGCUGGAGGGUCAUGUCAAGAAUUGCACAGACGCCUUUGAUAGUCUCUGUCUAGAGGGAGACACAGACAAUUCGGAAUUGUUCAUGAAUCAUACACUUGAACUUGCUGCACUUUCUCCAAGCAUAGAGAGUUUGAAUGAAGCAAGCAUUAAGCUGCCAGUUAGUGACCUCACCCUGAAGAAAAUGCAGAGCCUGACGCGUCAGUGGAGUCAGAAGACAGCAACUGCUCUGGAAUGCUGCAGUGUGCUGGAGGGAACUCAAAAUGAUGAAAAGAAAUUCUUUCAGAAAUGUGAAAACUGGAUGAAAUUCCUAGAAAAAAUGAAAGAGGCCUUAAAAAGAAAUAUUCCAGGACGGUUUGAAGAACUGCAAGAGCAACAGAGAGUGUAUGAGAUGCUGCAAACUGAGAUUUCCAUAAAUCAGCAGACAUUUAAUUCUAUCAUAGCAAAAGUUCUAUUCUCCCUGGAAUCCGGAGAAGCAGAGAGAAGAACAGAGUUUAUUUCCAAGCUCACAUUGCUGAAAGAGCAGUGGCAGAAUGUUAUCCGGAUGGUUCAGCAGAGAAAGAACGAUAUUGAUGGACUCGUGAGCCAGUGGCAGCUGUUCAGGAGUUCCCUGCAGAGCCUCAGCAGACUUCUUGCUGAUACAAACAGCUUCCUCAUAGCUGUGAAGAGCCAGGACUGCUAUAGCCUUUACCAGCUUAGAAAUCUAAUUUGUGAUUUCAAGAGUAAGGCAGUGAUUCUUCAGAGGUGGCAAGCCAUGUACUCCUUAAUCAUCGAUGUUGGGGAGAAGUUGCGCACCGUCUCUGACCCCGAGACCAAUGCUGUUCUCCAGGAGGAGCUCAGCCAGUUACAGGAGAGUUGGGGGGCCACCCACGCCCAGCUGGAGAAGAAGAUGAUGCAGCUCAGCAGCACCCUACAGAGUUGGGACUGCUGUGAAAAGCACAUGAAGGAAUUAGAAAGUAGGCUGCGAGAACUGAAGGAGAAAGUAAGAGAUCUACUUGCAGUUGAACAUGAAGAGCUCUACAAAGCCAAGGAACAGAUUAAGCCCAGGCAGGGGAUUAACGAGCAGGUUUGGAAACCAGAGGAGCUUAGUGCCAAGGCUUGUGCCGGGUGCGUUUCCAUGCAGGAGCUGGAGCAGUCGCUGGCAGACUGGGCCCACAACAUGAAGGAGCUGCAGGCCAUGAAGGUGGAGCUGGCUCACUGCAUCCUCACCGAGGACAUGAUGGUGCUCAAGGAGCAAAUUGAACAUUUGCACAGGCAGUGGGAAGAGCUCUGCUUGCGAGUGUCUCUGCGUAAGCAGGAGAUCGAGGACAGGCUCAAUGCCUGGAUUGUGUUCAAUGAAAAGAAUAAGGAGCUGUGCUCCUGGCUGGUACAAAUGGAAAGCAAAGUAUUGCAGACUGCAGAUGUUACCAUUGAAGACAUGAUAGACAAAUUGCAGAAGGAUUGCAUGGAAGAAAUAAACCUGUUCAGUGAAAAUAAGCUUCAUUUGAAACAAAUGGGUGACCAGCUAAUCAAGGCUAGCAACAAGAGCCGGGUUGCAGAAAUAGAUGAUAAACUCAACAAAAUCAAUGAUCGCUGGCAGCAUCUCUUUGAUGUCAUUGGAGCACG